AAUUUCUCUAUUUUACAGGUUGUCUGUAUUCGUGCGCACUGGUGUAUAACUUCUGAUUGAUGUUAUUGUGGAUUGGAUCUUAUUUUCUUGAAAAAAGAUAAGAAAAAUCGGAGAAUAAGAACUUGUGGUGUGUUUCAGAGGUAGCCUGCUCACAGGUCAUUCGCUGGUGAUAACAACAUAGGUUUGGAGUUUAAGAUAUGGACAUGACUGCAGCCCAACAAAGAGUACUCUUCUAUGCUGCAGGCAGCUAGCCAUGCCCAGCUAGGUUUCCUUUCCCGCUGGGAUUUCCCGCACAACCAGAACCUCGGUCAGACCUCGUGUCCCAGUCUGCGUCGGCCCUCUCCGAGUGGGAUCAUCCUGAGGGUCAGCAUGGGGGAGAGACGGACACGCUCCUUACACAUGAUGUGCCACAUGCAGCACGAUCGUGACAGGAGGAUGGAGAGCCCUUUCACACAUUACAGCACUAAUGGAUAUGCCAGCACGAGUGUCAGCCUGAGCCUGGACAAUGAUAUGAACAUUGACUCCUUUGGUACUUCUACCAGCAGCACGGCUCUAGCGGUUCCUGCACCAGACAUCAGUCAAUGCUCGCCCGCUUCACUGGGACAGGACCCCGUUCUGGUGAAUAACGGUUCCCGUGUUCCCUCCCGUCCGCCUGCUGACACAAAAGGCUCAGCGCUGCUGCACAGGCCGUCCAUCACCUCCGUGCAACCGCCUCUUCCUCGUUCCAGCUGGCUGCGUCAUCAUCACAAGGAGUUCCAGAGCCCUUACAUCAAGACCAGCAUGCAGGGCGAUGUUUACAACUUCCUGGAGAGGCCGGCUGGAUGGAAAUGCUUCCUCUAUCACUUCCUUGUCUUCCUCAUGGUCCUGGUGUGUCUUGUCUUCAGUGUCCUGUCCACUAUUGAACAAUAUGCCGACUUUGCCACUGGAACUCUCUUCUGGAUGGAGAUUGUGCUGGUGUUGUUCUUUGGCACAGAGUAUGUGGUCCGGCUGUGGUCGGCAGGCUGCCGCAGCAAAUAUGCAGGCAUCAAAGGACGCCUCCGCUUUAUCAGGAAGCCCAUAUCAAUCAUAGAUUUGAUAGUCGUUGUUGCCUCCGUGAUUGUACUUGGCGUAGGGUCAAAUGGUCAAGUGUUUGCCACGUCUGCCAUCAGGGGCAUCCGUUUCCUCCAAAUCCUCCGCAUGCUGCACGUGGAUCGCCAGGGAGGGACAUGGAGGCUCCUGGGAUCUGUAGUCUUUAUUCAUCGCCAGGAGCUGAUCACCACCCUGUACAUCGGCUUCCUGGGCCUGAUCUUCUCCUCUUACUUUGUUUACUUGGCGGAGAAGGAUGCUGUAGAUGAGGAGGGGAAAACGGGCUUCUCUAACUACGCUGAUGCCCUGUGGUGGGGCGUGGUGACUGUCACCACAAUCGGAUAUGGAGACAAAAUCCCUCAAACUUGGAUUGGAAAGGCCAUUGCCUCCUGCUUCAGUGUCUUCGCUAUCUCCUUCUUCGCUUUACCUGCUGGUAUCCUGGGCUCAGGGUUUGCCCUGAAAGUUCAGCAGAAGCAGAGACAGAAGCAUUUCAACAGACAGAUCCCUGCUGCAGCCUGCCUCAUCCAGACACUGUGGAGGUGCUACGCAGCGGAGAAACCAAAUGGCUGCGCUGCCACUUGGAAAAUGUACGUCCUGACUCCGGAGGGCAUCGCCGCGGCGGCAGCGGGCAACAGCAGUCCAGGCGUCAAGAAACUGAACGUGGCGAAAAAAGGGACCAAGAGGAGGCCCAAGUCCAGAGGGAUGGGUUCUAUGGGUGUGGCCUCAGAGAGAACUUUAUCGAUCCCUCAGAUCACUUAUGAUCAUAUUGAAGACUCAGUGGAGAAGAAGGGUGUCUCAUUUUUCCACGAAGAAUCAUCUGGGACAGUUGAAGGAAUCACUAGGAUAUUCAGAAAAUCAGGCCCUCCUCAUCAUUCUUGGUCAUCUUUCACUCUGAGCUGCCCAGCUUCUCCAGUAAAAAAGGGUUGCGAUAAAAGCGCCUCCAUAGACAUCUCCCGGGCCAGCAGCUUAUCGGCUGAGCUGGACAGCAUGAGCGAGGACAUCCCCCUGCCUGUGGUGACUAACAAGAAUCAGUUGUCCCAUGCACAGAGGUCUGCCGUAAAAGUCCUCCGCAGAAUGCAGUACUUUGUGGCCAGGACAAAAUUCCAGCAAGCGCGGAAGCCCUAUGAUGUGCGAGACGUGAUCGAGCAGUAUUCCCAGGGUCACCUCAACAUGAUGGUCCGCAUCAAGGAGCUGCAGAGAAGGCUGGACGGCACCCUGGGAAAGCCAGGAAUGUUUCUCUCAGGGAAGGGAGAAGAUAAAGAAUACCCAACUAUUGGAGCACGACUGAUCAGGCUGGAAGAUAAGAUCCGCCAGAUGGACCAGAAAAUGGACUCGGUGUUGCGAAUCCUGACGGAGCAAUUCCCACCCAAGUCGGAGCUGACGUCUAAGCCCUCCAUCCGCAGGGUGACCAUCCAGAAGCGCAUGGGUGUAAGCGUCGAAGAGGCGCCCUGAUGUCAGGGAGAUGCCCACACAGGAUGUGAUGAUGUCAUCCGCAGAGGAUAAUUAAAAGAUCUGGAGUUCACUUAAAACAGCCUCUAUGUGGUGGCUAACUCUCAAAGGAUAAGGGGUCUCGGUCUUCCAAAACACCCUCCUCCUCUUCCUUUCACAAGCCCCAAUUUUCUCAUUGACUUUUAACCUCUGAGAAAAUAACAGCUCUUAACUGUGUACCUAACGCUCAGAUGGGACACAAGUGCAAAACGACCUCUGGGAGCGAGAUUCACGCCGUGGAAAAGCAGGCCGGCUGACCUCUCCCUCUGAAUGAUGGAUGGCCCUUUUUCUACCCCUCCGGUGUCAGCAUAUCUUUUGUCUCUCACACCAAUAUUCAAUCAGCUUCAUGGUUUUGUGGAUUUAUUUCACUACAUCGGCCUCAAAAAACACUCUUAUGGUGCUUUUUUUAUGUGUGGCCUGUCCCUGAGCGGCAUUCUUCUGCUCCAGAUAUUAUUUCAAAAGCUAAUUAACUGCUAAAUGAAGUCAGAAUGCAGUCAAAGCUACCCAGUUCCCCAAUGGCCGUGAGAAAAACGUAAAGUUCAGGCAUGGCAGAUGCAUUCAUCAAAUCCUCUGAUUAUUUUGGCUAACUCUUAAAUCACCAUAUUUAUUCCCGUGCACAUAUCAAUUCAGUCUAACUGUACUUAUCUUACAGUAUUUAUCAGAAGUGAACACAAGGAGAGGAGAGCAGACGGACUGUUAAGUUACCCCUGCAUCAAUGAAAAUAGCCCAAAUGCUGUGAUUGGGACCUGGUACCGUAUUACAGGGAAGCAGUCAGAAACUACAGCUCGGCUUCUGUAUUUACGAGUAAAAAGUGCAAGGAAUUUUCACGAUCAGUCUCAAACACUUGCAGCAGGACCGCAGCAGAUGCCACCGCAUAUCCGUUGUUGCACAGAGGCUACGAAGCGCUCUGCCAUGUUCCAUUUGUAAUAAAUUCGCCCCCAUUAAAGCUCCGAUUAUUUUUUUCUCUCCUGAGCUAAUUAAGUGCUGAAUUCCUGGUAAGAGGAGAUUACUGGCUGUGAGUGACUGAUGAAAAGAAACGCUGGAAAAUGUUGAGAAUUCGAGCCGUAAGCUUUGAGGAGCGGGGACACUAAUUCUGUGUGAAAUGUUCGGAAAUAUCAGGCUUACCGAAGAGAGCUAAACGCUCGGGAGGAAGAGACACUGUUCCUACUUUGAUUCCGUGUUUAUUUGACAGGCAGCUGAGGCGUGCAGGAAGCAGAAAACAGGAGAUACAGUAGCUCCACUAUGUCACUUUUGUAUGAAAAACCUGUAAUUAUAGCUUCUGAUUUUUAAAGAGGAAAAUGCACACACACACAAGCAGGGUGAACAAGGAAAGUGGCGAGGGAAUAAGCUUCUUUUUUUCUGCACUAAUGUUUAUUUUCAUGUUUGCUGUGGAUAAGAUUAGCUGUUGUUUUCUUAUGUUGAAUAAAAUGGUUGUAUUUUGAAGCCACUCUAAGUUUGUGAUAGACCGUGAUGCACAUCUCUCCUGUACAGUUUUUGUAAGAGUUGUAAAAUGAAACAAUAUUGCCUUAUUGUAAAUGAUUUGAAACAAUGUGAAAGAUCAACCUGGCCUAUCUGCUGUGUGCAGUGAUGUGAAACAUGACAGGGCUCCUGUUGUACGAAUGGACGGAAAUUAUUUCACGCACAAAUUAUUACCCUCUUGCACUAUAGCUCUGCCGUAGAUAAUAAAACUCCUUUUCAUUUUGCUCUCUUGGUUCUGGAGAAAUCUGAUUAGC
Molecule: messenger RNA, 4286 nt
Organism: Cololabis saira (Pacific saury)
Lineage: Eukaryota; Metazoa; Chordata; Actinopteri; Beloniformes; Belonidae
Gene: kcnq1.2
Product: potassium voltage-gated channel, KQT-like subfamily, member 1.2
Exons: 19
Coding region: 235-2517 (760 amino acids)
Biological process (GO): potassium ion transport; transmembrane transport
Cellular component (GO): membrane
Molecular function (GO): voltage-gated potassium channel activity
Source: RefSeq, a predicted model, not a curated record